AGUAUAAUAACUGGGGAAUAGAAUACUUUAAGUGGGUAAGAUUGUUUCUUUCUUGUUUUGUUUUGGGUUUUGGUUUUUCUCUUGUUUUGUGUUUGGAAUUUUGUCCAUAUUUUUUGGGUAUUGAAUUGGUGGUGACAGAAAUGGGUGUAGCUAUAUCCAGACUGGUGAGAAUUUUUUUUGCAAAGAAAGAAAUGAGAAUUCUAAUGGUGGGUCUUGAUGCUGCUGGCAAAACAACAAUCCUUUACAAGCUCAAACUUGGAGAGAUUGUUACUACCAUUCCCACCAUCGGAUUUAAUGUGGAGACUGUGGAGUAUAAAAAUGUUAGCUUUACUGUGUGGGAUGUAGGAGGCCAAGAUAAGAUUAGACCACUGUGGAGACAUUACUUUUACAAUACACAAGGUUUAAUCUUUGUGGUGGACAGCAACGAUAGAGAAAGAAUCUUAGAAGCUAAAGACGAGCUCCAUCGGAUGCUCGGAGAGGAUGAACUUCGUGAUGCAACGCUUCUUGUCUUCGCUAACAAACAAGAUUUACCAAAUGCAAUGACCGUUUCGGAAAUCACCGAUAAACUUGGCCUCCACUCACUCCGCCAACGUCGUUGGUACAUUCAGGCUACGUGUGCUUCCUCCGGCCAAGGACUCUAUGAAGGCCUUGAUUGGCUCUCUAGCAAUAUCUCCAGCAAGGCUUAAUCUCCAGUCAGCACCAAAUACCCAUCUCUAUAUCGAUACAAAAAACUUACCUAAUGAGUAAAAACUUCCACCAUCACUAAAAUGAAGCAUAUAUAUUAAUGUGCUUGAUAAAUUUUCAGUAAAUACGAUCGUCAAUUACUGUAAUUUUUCCAUGUGAGGUACCUACGUAUACAAACAUGGAACACAUAUGGUGUGUACUAGCUAUAUAUAAAAUCAAAAGUACCAGUGUGACUAACUUUAAAAGGUUUGUGUACUAUUCCACAGCAUUAGUACUGAGGAAGAAGUUUGAUUUUCUUGGUGUGAGAAAUGGAACCCUAGGCGAAUUCCCAUGA
Molecule: messenger RNA, 1018 nt
Organism: Carica papaya (papaya)
Lineage: Eukaryota; Viridiplantae; Streptophyta; Magnoliopsida; Brassicales; Caricaceae
Product: ADP-ribosylation factor 1-like
Molecular function (GO): GTP binding; GTPase activity
Source: RefSeq, a predicted model, not a curated record